Molecule: messenger RNA, 2655 nt
Organism: Stegodyphus dumicola
Lineage: Eukaryota; Metazoa; Arthropoda; Arachnida; Araneae; Eresidae
Gene: arm
Product: armadillo
Biological process (GO): cell adhesion
Molecular function (GO): cadherin binding
Source: RefSeq, a predicted model, not a curated record
AUAAUUUCUUCCUCUCAGCUCUCCUGUGGAAUCGGUACUCUUUUAUGCUAUAACCACUCUUCACAACCUGCUACUUCAUCAAGAAGGAUCUAAAAUGGCAGUUCGUUUGGCUGGUGGUCUGCAGAAAAUGGUCACAUUACUACAGCGUAAUAAUGUAAAAUUCUUAGCGAUUGUUACUGACUGUCUGCAGAUUUUGGCAUAUGGAAAUCAGGAAAGCAAACUCAUCAUAUUAGCUAGUGGAGGUCCAGCUGAACUUGUUCGUAUUAUGAGAUCAUAUAACUAUGAAAAACUUCUGUGGACUACAUCCAGAGUUCUGAAAGUACUGUCUGUCUGUUCCAGUAAUAAACCUGGCAUUGUUGAAGCUGGGGGAAUGCAAGCUUUAGCAAUGCAUUUAGGUCAUCAGAGUCAGCGUUUGGUUCUUAAUUGUUUGUGGACACUGCGAAAUUUAUCUGAUGCUGCAACUAAGCAGGAUAAUGUAGAUGGUCUUCUGCAAGGCCUUGUUCAGCUUUUAGGUAGCAGUGACAUAAAUGUGGUUACAUGCGCUGCUGGCAUUCUUUCAAACAUGACAUGCAACAACCAUCGUAACAAAGUUACAGUUUGCCAGGUUGGGGGAAUAGAAGCUUUGGUGCGUGCAAUAAUUCAAGCUGGUGAUAGAGAAGAAAUAACAGAGCCUGCUGUGUGUGCUUUAAGACAUUUGACAAGCCGUCAUCCUGAAGCAGAAAUGGCACAAAAUGCCGUUAGGUUACACUAUGGACUGCAAGUAAUUGUUAAGCUGCUGCAUCCUCCAAGUAGAUGGCCACUUAUAAAGGCUGUUAUAGGGCUAAUUAGAAAUUUAGCAUUAUGCACAGCUAAUCAUGCUCCAUUAAGAGAACAUGGGGCUAUACCAAGAUUGGUGCAGUUGCUUAUAAAAGCAUACCAGGACACCCAGAGACAACGCUCUAGUGUAGCUUCAAGCAACAGCCAGAUUGCUUAUGUUGAUGGUGUCAGGAUGGAAGAAAUUGUAGAAGGAACUGUUGGAGCCUUGCAUAUUCUUGCCCGUGAAGCUCACAAUAGAGCUAUAAUUAGAGGACUUAAUGUUAUUCCUGUAUUUGUUCAGCUCUUGUACAGUGAAAUUGAGAAUAUUCAGAGAGUUGCUGCCGGAGUGCUCUGCGAACUUGCAGCUGAUAAAGAAGGAGCUGAAAUGAUAGAAUCUGAAGGUGCAACACCACCUCUUACUGAACUUCUGCAUUCUAGAAAUGAAGGUGUUGCUACUUACGCUGCUGCUGUUCUUUUCCGAAUGUCUGAGGAUAAACCUCAAGAUUACAAGAAACGUCUCUCUGUGGAACUUACAAAUUCUCUAUUUAGAGAUGAUGCUGGCCCUUGGACUGGAAUGCCUGCCGACAUGGACAUAAACAUGUUGGGUCCUGAGGAAGCCUAUCAUGAUCAGAUAUAUCAGGGUAGUCAAGGUCCUCCCAGUGUACAUGCUGCAGGUGCAAGACACAACCCUUAUACACCGCAAGGUUUUGACCUUCAGGUCCCUAUUGAUUCAAUGCAAGGACUUGAUCUUGGAGGACAAGUUGGCCAUACUGGUUAUGGUCCCUUAGAUGCAGAUAUGGAUUUAGACAGUCCUCCUGAUAUCAAUUUUGACACUUUGGAGCCCAUGCUACCCUCCCCUCCGCAAGAUGGUGAUGCCUCACAGCAAAUGGCAGCUUGGUAUGACACAGAUCUGUGAAAUAUCAAAAACUGUUAAUUUUAGUUGUAUUGAGUAGUCAACUGCUUACUUUGCUUGACAUCUGCCAUCAGUGAAUUUUAAGGAACUUGUUCCAGCCGAUUUUAGUUCACGACUAAAAAGAAAGAUUACUUUGUAUCAAUCCUGAAAUUUUAGAUUUUGGUCUACCUAUUCUGUAUCUAAUUAUACCCUAUAUAUUAAUGUCUUAUUUUUCUAAAUUUAUUUAUUUCAUAUUGUUUAUAAAAUAAAGGCCUUUUAGAUUUUGUUAUUUGAAUUUAUUAUCUUGACAAAUUAUUUUUCCCUAAUUUUUAACAUAAUCAUAUGUCUAGUUAAUUUUAAAAUAAUUUCAAAUGCAUAAUGUUGUAUAAAUAAUUUUAAGAAUUGAGUUUUUGCAUUCGUUGAAUCAAUGAUGUAUUGCUGAUUUUAUAUUACAAAUACUGAACUGAAUUUACCCUAAACAUAAUUUAUAUAUAAUGUUCAUAUCACACAAUAUUCAACUUAAAUGUUUUAGAUCAUAUUUUCAUUUCUUAUUUUGUGGUGCUUUUUAUAGAAUGUAUGUUGUAUUACUAUACACCCCAGCACAUAUUUCAGUGAAUACAUGAAUAUGAGGGGUGGUUAUGUAUUGUAGUCAAGAUUUAUUGUCAUUUUUUAAUUAAAAUUCCAUAAAGAAAAAAAAGCAUUGAAAAGUAAUUCAGGCAUAUUUCAGUACGUUGAGUUUUGUGAAAGAUAUUUCUAGUUAUAAAAGUUUUUAAGAAACUUUCACCCUUUGUAUUCUUCAUUACUGAUAACCUGUGUGUGCCAAUGUGAUUACAAAUUGUGCACUUUCAUAAAAACUCAUUUUUUCAAAAACAAUGUGGUAGUUUAUUUAAUUUGAUGUUUAUUCUGAACUUUGAAUUUUAGUAUUUAAUGUGCAUUUAUUCUUUUUAUUUAAAUAUUUUAAUUAUUUA